This is a messenger RNA of Ziziphus jujuba (common jujube), 1595 nucleotides long. RefSeq names its product protein BIG GRAIN 1-like E. NCBI's taxonomy places the organism in Eukaryota, Viridiplantae, Streptophyta, Magnoliopsida, Rosales, Rhamnaceae. The transcript has a single exon. Gene Ontology annotation, biological process: auxin-activated signaling pathway. Bases 483 to 1478 code for a protein of 331 amino acids. The record is from RefSeq and is a predicted model, not a curated record.
CAAGGAAACACAGCUAUUUGCCCCCCACCAUCCCCAACAAAAGCCUCUGGUUUUCACAGCAUGAAGGAGGGAUAGAAUUAGCUUUGGGAUUUCCUUUACUAUACCCCACAUACUCUCUUCUAUUUAACUAAAGCACAAAUUUACAUCAUGUGGGUCUCUUCUUAAAAAAUAAACCCCCCCCUCAAAGACUCCUCCAUCAUAUAAUAUUAUAGACAGAGAAAUUGAUUAUUAUAAAGUGAAUUUCCCACUACUCUCAAUCAUUUCAAAAACCCAUUGAUCUCUCUAACAAUCUCAAAAACUCCUCCUUUUUUUUCUACUUCUCUAUCCCCAUUCCUCUCACCCCACCCCCCAUAAAUACCUUCACACCCUGUGACAUAACUUUCAAAACAAGUGACAAAAACCCCCCAACUAGUACAGAGCAUUCAAAGUCCCAAACUGUUUUAUUUUUUAUUUUUUUAUUUUUAUUUUUUUCCUUUUCAAUCAUGUCCAUCACAGGACUUGCAGACCCAGAUACUAAAAUUUACAAGAAAUCCUUCCACCGCAGGAAUGAUUCCGGUGAGCUCGAUGUGUUUGAAGCUGCAAGGUACUUCUCCGGCUACAAUGAAGCUGCAGGCUACAAUGGUUCAACAUUCACGCAGAAGAUGAUGAUGAAAGAAGAUCAUAGAACUUGGAGAGGAGCAAGAAUUAGCUUAGACGUGCCGGCGAUGAGAAGUGUUCUUCCUCAUCAUCAACAAUCUCAUCAAAUGGUUGAAAAGCAAAUCAAAGACAAGAAGUACAAGCAACCAAGUUCCCCUGGAGGAAGGUUGGCAAGCUUCUUGAACUCUCUUUUCAGUCAAUCAGCUUCGAAGAAGAAGAAAUCGAAAUCCUCGACGCAGUCCAUGAAAGAUCAUGAAGAGGAAAGCCCUGGUGGGAGAAGAAAAAGGAGGAGCAGCAUUAGCCAUUUUAGAAGCUCAAGCACCACAGAUUCGAAAUCCAUAUAUUCUUCUUCUAGUUCAGGUUUUAGAACACCUCCUCCUUAUGCACAAACACCAACAAAGAGCUAUAAAGAAUUUAGAAGCUAUUCAGAUCAUAAGCAAGCAGUUUCUUUGUCAAAGUGCAAUAACAAUAAUAUUGGACAAGUAAGAUCCAUAGGUUUGCAAAACCAUGAGGUUUUGGAUGAUAAGAGAGAAAGAGAGUUGUCCUGGUUGGAUGAGAAAUUCAAAUUCAGCAAUGGGUUAGCAGAGAAGUAUAAGAAUCUGGGAAGUGGGAUAUUGUCAGAGAAAGAUAGGAUUUGGAUGGAAAAAUUUCCGCCAGAAGAGAAUGGAGGAUUCAGAAAGUUCAAUGACAUCGAUGAUGGAGCUGAUAGUGAUUCAAGCUCUGAUCUGUUUGAGUUGCAGAACUAUGAUUUGGGUUUGUAUUCAAAUGGUUUACCAGUUUAUGAAACUACAAACAUGGAUAGCAUCAAAAGAGGAACACCAAUUUCCAAUGCCCAGAUGUGAUACUGUGUAUAUCUCUACCUAGUUGAUUGUUUUUUUAUUUGUUUUGUCUAAAUUUUUGCAUCUUAUUGGAUGUUUUAGAAGUUUGUGAGAAGGAAAAUUCCCUAGAUUUUGCUUCUU